UGCAAAUAUGUCAACGAUGGAUUUCAACAUUCUGAGGAUCGGUCAACAAAUUUAAUCAUGAUUUUGAACGGCAAUAUCAGCCCCCAGGCCUACUGGUUUUUGAAUCACACAGUGCAUCAUCAUGCAUAGAGGCAUACACAAAUGCAAACGUCCGCCAUUUUGGUGCGUCCCGCCUAAUCAAUCUUCCCAAAUAAAACCGGUUCUGUGAAGAAGUGUGUCCAAGUUUGAUAUCAGGACCCAGUGACGGAUAGUAUAGUUCAAGAAUAAAUAGGCGGACAGUUUCUACAAGUUCUCUAGUGCUGACAGCCGUCCUGGACAGAUUUCAAAAGCAACUUUACAUACUCUACCUUUAGAAUCUGAAACUUUCCGUCCGAUAGUGUCUGGAUCUGUGGAAGAAAUUGACCGAGUGGGUUCACUUCCUGUCUUUCUUUAAUGUUAGGGAGGUUAUUCCUAAACUAUGGGAAAAAGAUCUGUGCACAUUCUAAAUCAAGACACGUUAAUUUUAUAGGAGAUAUCAGGUUUCUAAACUUUGCAUCUAGUAUCGUUAAUACCAGGAAUAACAUGUCUGCUUCCCGACGUCUAAAGGACUUGAUUGUUUUGGUAGACAUGGAUGGAGUUCUUGCUGAAUUUGAAGGGUAUUUCCUCGAGCAGUACAAACAAAAAUGGCCUGGGGAACCGUUUGUGUCCCUGGAGGAGCGUCGAACUUUCUAUCUGUACGACCAGUACCCGGACUGUCGGGACAAAGUACAAGAUGUUUUGAACGAGCCAGGAUUCUUUCGCAAACUUCCCCCAAUAGAGGGAGCAGUUGAUGCUGUUAAGGAGAUGUCUACGAUGAACGGCGUUCAAGUUUUCAUUUGUACGACACCGAUGAUAAAAAAUUAUCAAUACUCGGUCGUGGAAAAAUACGAAUGGAUCGAAGAGCAUAUGGGUCGAUACUGGUUGGACCGUAUGAUAUUAACUUGUGAUAAAACCGUCAUAAAAGGGGACAUUUUGAUCGACGAUAAGCAUUUUAUAUCGGGUGCGGAGAAGCGGCCAUCUUGGAAGCAUAUAUUAUUCACAUCGUGUCACAAUCACGAUGUCCCUUUAAAGGGGCGAAAGCGCCUUGAUGGCUGGGUGCCACACAAGGCUUGGAUCGACCUCCUUGAAGAUGCCAAGGAAGACUUGCAGAGAAAACACUAAAGGGACAACUUUGAUGUGAGAGUGUUUAGGUAGGGUGAUAGUGUGCCAAGUUAAAUAAAAUCACCAUGUACUAGUUCUAGCUUGCCCUUUUUGGCGGAGAAAAAUCAGCAGGUUUGCCUAUUCCUUGAACCAUCCUUUGUUUCUCAGAAUUUGUAAGAUUUGUGAACUCGAAAGACCGUUUCAAACCCGGGC
Molecule: messenger RNA, 1371 nt
Organism: Lineus longissimus
Lineage: Eukaryota; Metazoa; Nemertea; Pilidiophora; Heteronemertea; Lineidae
Product: 5'(3')-deoxyribonucleotidase, cytosolic type-like
Exons: 2
Coding region: 433-1179 (248 amino acids)
Biological process (GO): pyrimidine deoxyribonucleotide catabolic process
Cellular component (GO): mitochondrion
Molecular function (GO): 5'-nucleotidase activity
Source: RefSeq, a predicted model, not a curated record